Messenger RNA from Eufriesea mexicana, 4605 nucleotides. RefSeq names its product multidrug resistance-associated protein 4. Lineage: Eukaryota; Metazoa; Arthropoda; Insecta; Hymenoptera; Apidae. The record is from RefSeq and is a predicted model, not a curated record. The transcript has 15 exons. The coding region runs from base 299 to 4477 and encodes 1392 amino acids. Gene Ontology annotation, cellular component: membrane. Gene Ontology annotation, biological process: transmembrane transport. Gene Ontology annotation, molecular function: ATP binding; ABC-type transporter activity; ATP hydrolysis activity.
ACAUGAAUCUAAUGAUUGUUAUCAAGACUUUUCAUUGUAUCUGUGCCGUGUUAAUUUUCAAGUGAUUGUUUCAUUAAUCGACAAUUAGCUUACUUGUUAAGAGGGCUCUCAAGCAGAUAAGUUACUUAAAUGAUAACGUGUAUCCAUUGAAAAUCAUUUUCAUUUCCUGUUUGCUUUCAAUUUCAACGUGGAUGCUCACAAGUUUUUCUUUUUUUUCGACGUUGAUUGCUGUUAAACGAUUUUCUGGCUAGUGACUAAAAAAUCAAUUUGAGCAACGGAUUAAUGCAGCAUACGAAAGAUGGACGCGAGCAAUACGAAGACGAAACCGAAUCCACGGGAACGAGCAAACUUACUAUCGGUGUUGCUUUGGUGGUGGACAAUAGAUUUAUUCAAGACAGGCUACAGAAAGAUUCUUCAAACGGAAGAUUUGUACACUCCUUUGAAGAUUGAUCGUUCAAAUAUCCUUGGAGAUCGACUAGAAAAACAAUGGAAAAGUGAAUUAGAAAAUUUAAAGAAGCAUAGGAAACAGCCUAGUUUAUUAAAAGCCAUUUUUCGUACCUUUUUGUGGGAAUACAGCAUACUUGGUUUAAUGCAAAUAUUAAACGAAUUUUUUAUUCGAUUAGGGACUCCGAUUCUUCUUGGUGGACUUCUGCGCUAUUUUAAGAAGAACACGCACGAAACUUACGAAACUGCGCUACUGUAUGCGGCUGGAAUUUGUCUAGCAACAGCUGUGAACGUAAUCACGCUCAAUCAAGCAAUUUUUGGCGCAUUCCAUGUUGGUGCAAGAAUCAGGGUUGCCACUUGCUCUUUAGUGUAUCGAAAGGCAUUACGACUUAGUAAAACAGCAUUGGGCGAAACGGCACCAGGGAAGGUGGUUAAUUUAGUAGCUAACGAUGUAAAUAGAUUUGAUCUUGUUUCCAUUUUCAUACAUCAUAUGUGGUCUGCACCACUUUCUGCAUUAAUUAUAGCAUACUUUCUAUAUAUCGAAGCUGGAUAUGCCGGAUUAAUUGGUAUUGCUGCAGUUUUCGUUGUUGUUCCAAUUCAAUCAUAUACGGGCAAAUUGUCGUCCAAGUUUCGAUUACAAACUGCAAUAAAAACCGACGAAAGAGUUCGUUUAAUGGAUGAAAUUAUAUCAGGUGUUCAGGUGAUCAAAAUGUAUGCCUGGGAAAAACCAUUCUGCGCUUUGGUCGAAACUGCCCGUAAAUUAGAAUUACAAGUAGUCAGUAAGAGUGCCUAUAUUAGAGGCAUUUACAUGACUUUUAACUUGUUCACUACGAGAAUGGCUCUUUAUUGUACUCUGAUUAGUAUGUUACUAUUUCGUAAUGAUUUAACAGCUGAUAAAGUGUUUGUUUUUUCCUCUUAUUUUAAUAUUCUGGCACAUACUAUGUCUGGAAUGUUUGUACGGGGUUUUGCGGAAAUUGCCGAAUGUAUGGUCGCUGUAAGAAGAUUACAACAUUUCUUAAUGUAUGAAGAGUUUAAAAAAAAUGGUUAUGCUCUGAGCAAUUUUGCAGCUAGUCUUAAUGGUAGCAUUAAUAGUGUGUCAAAACAAGCUACUAAUAAAUCUUCCAAAUCUGAUUUACCAUAUAUUGAUGAUGAAAUAGACGUUUAUGAAAAUUUAGACAAUUCUUCAGAGAAAAGAAGACAUAAUGGUUUAGUGGUUGUUGCAAGUGAUUUACUGAAGAAUACAGUAAAUCUCAUGGAAGAUAAGAAGCAUUCUUCAACGCUAAAUGAAGAAAUAUACGCGGUGAAAAUGACCAACCUAACAGCUAAAUGGGAACCAGGUCAAUCCGAAAAUACCCUUGAAGAUGUAAAUUUUGAAAUAGAAAAAGGAAAGAUGUACGCUGUAAUAGGUAUGGUUGGAGCUGGAAAGAGUUCUUUCUUAUCUGCCAUCCUCGGAGAAAUAGAUGUUGUACGAGGACAUGUGAUAGUAAAUGGAAGUGUAAGUUAUGCUGGUCAAGAAGCUUGGGUCUUUGGAUCCACUGUUAGGCAGAAUAUUCUUUUUGGACAAUCUUACGAUCGUCAUCGAUAUCAAAAAGUUAUCAAAGCUUGUUCUCUUUUGAGAGACUUUAAACAAUUCCCACAAGGUGAUCAAACAGUUGUUGGAGAAAGAGGUAGUUCUUUAUCAGGAGGACAAAAAGCAAGAAUCAAUUUAGCUAGAUCAUUAUACAGACAAGCAGACAUUUAUUUACUGGAUGAUCCAUUAAGUGCUGUUGAUACUCAUGUUAGUAAACAUUUGUUUGAAGAAUGUAUGCAAAGAUACUUAGCUGGAAAAACGCGAAUUUUGGCUACUCAUCAAUUACAAUACGUAAAAAAUGUAGAUGCUAUUAUACUUAUAGAGCAAGGAAAAGUAACUGUAUUCUCACAUUUUCAUGAUUUAUUAAAUCAACGGCCAGAGUAUGCUGAAUUGCUAGCAGCAGAAUCAGAAACAAUCGAUGAUAAUUCUUUAGAAAAAAGUGUCAUGAGAAGACAAUUUUCAUCAUCAAGUACCAGAAGUCGAACUCCAGAAGUAAGUAGUGGAGGAACAGAUGAUGAGGAGGAUGAUGAAAAUUCUGAGAAAUUUAACGACGGUUUAGAAGGAACCUCCCGCGGAGCAGUCAAAGGACCAAUAUUCAUAAAGUAUUUCCAAACUGGUGCUAAUUUGUGUUUAGCCUCUACAUUACUGCUGCUAUUUAUAUGCACACAGUUUAUAGCCAGUCUCAAUGAUUAUUUUGUUCCUAUUUUAGUAAGUGAAGAAGAGACACGGCAUUAUUAUCUUACACAAAUUAAGUUAAAUAUAACCAAUGAUACCUCAACUGAACAUUUGAAUAUCUCCUCCAUGUAUAAUUAUAUGUAUAUUUAUACUGCUAUAGUUGUUGGAUUAUUCUGCAUUGGCAUUACUAGAUCGUUGACUUUCUAUAAUGUAUGCAUAUUAUGCAGUCAAAAAUUACAUGAUAUGGCCUUUAAUGCCUUAAUUAGGACUAGUAUGAGGUUUUUUGAUAUAAAUCCUAGCGGCCGAAUCCUCAAUAGAUUCUCUAAGGAUAUGGGUGCCAUUGAUGAACUGUUACCAAAGGCUAUACUCGAUGCUGGUCAGAUAUGUAUGAUGAUGGUUGGGUCAUUAACAGUAUCAUGCAUCAUUAAUCCCCUUUUUUUAAUACCUAUAGUAUUUUUGGGUGCAGUUUUUUACUGGAUAAGGAAAGUAUAUUUGAAAACCAGUAAAAAUAUUAAAAGAAUGGAAGGAAUGACUCGAUCUCCUGUGUUUACUCACUUAAAUGCUACACUAAAUGGAUUAACUACCUUAAGAGCCUACUGUGCGCAGGAUAUACUAAAAAAAGAAUUUGAUAAACUGCAAGAUACUCAUACUUCUACAGUUUAUAUGUAUGUGGUAGUGAGCAGUGCCUUUGGAUUUUCAUUGGAUAUCUUUUGUUUCAUUUUCAUAUCUCUAGUUACCUUUAGCUUUCUUCUAUUGGAGCAAUCAUUUUCUGGUGGAGAGGUAGGUUUGGCCAUCACCCAAGUAAUGGCUAUGACUGGGAUGAUCCAAUGGGGUAUGAGACAAAACGCUGAAGUGGCGAAUCAGAUGAUGGCCGUGGAACGUGUAUUAGAAUAUACGCAGAUUACACCUGAACCAAAUUUGCGCGACAGAGGAAAAUUUGCUAAAAACACCGAAAAGCAAGUCGCACUUCCUGCUAACGCACCAAAAAAUUGGCCUAUAGAUGGAAUGAUCAGAUUCAGAAAUGUUUAUAUGAGAUACACAGACGAAGAUCCACCUGUAUUAAAGGGAUUAAAUCUUGUAAUUAAUUCUGGGGAAAAAGUUGGUAUAGUAGGAAGAACUGGAGCUGGAAAGUCGUCCUUGAUUUCAGCCCUAUUUAGAUUAGCUAAAGUUGAAGGAGUUAUAGAAAUCGAUGGUUUAGAUACUGCAUCUAUUUGUUUGGAAGAUUUACGCCGCAAUAUAUCAAUUAUCCCACAAGAUCCAGUUCUAUUCUCUGGCACUUUGAGACGCAAUUUAGAUCCUUUCAAUGAAUUUACUGAUAAAGCUAUAUGGGAUGUACUUGAAGAAGUAGAAUUAAAGGAUGCUAUAGUUACUAGUGGUACAGGUUUGGAAAGUCGUGUUUUGGAUAGAGGUAGUAACUACAGUGUUGGCCAAAGACAGUUGGUUUGUUUAGCAAGAGCUAUUUUAAGAAACAAUCAAAUAUUAAUGCUUGAUGAAGCGACAGCCAAUGUGGAUCCACAAACGGAUGCCUUAAUUCAGCAUACAAUACGACAGAAAUUUAACAGAUGUACUGUACUUACUAUUGCUCAUCGAUUAAAUACCAUUAUGGAUAGCGAUAAGGUUUUAGUCAUGGAUAAAGGUCGCAUGGCUGAAUUUGAUCAUCCACAUAUAUUAUUACAGAAUAGUUACAGUCAAUUUAAAUCGUUAGUUAAAGAAACAGAUCGUGCUAUUUACGAUCAGUUAGUGAAAGUAGCAAAGCAAUCUUAUAAUGUAAAAUAUGGAGAACGAUGAUCGUUAAAAGUUGUCAAAUUAUAAAGUUCGUGUAAUGGUAAAGACAUAUUUACUUAUUUAUUUCAAUUUUACCAAGUAUUAUUACAAGUUCCAAGCAUAAGCGAUAUUUGGAAAAACAUAUUUUUAUA